Molecule: messenger RNA, 2233 nt
Organism: Plectropomus leopardus (leopard coralgrouper)
Lineage: Eukaryota; Metazoa; Chordata; Actinopteri; Perciformes; Serranidae
Gene: dr1
Product: down-regulator of transcription 1
Biological process (GO): negative regulation of transcription by RNA polymerase II; RNA polymerase II preinitiation complex assembly
Cellular component (GO): negative cofactor 2 complex
Molecular function (GO): protein heterodimerization activity; TBP-class protein binding; RNA polymerase II general transcription initiation factor activity
Source: RefSeq, a predicted model, not a curated record
GCACAUCCGGGUCUUUGUUUGACGCUGUAUCCGGACGAAUUUAAGCUAAUGUCGCUCAGAACACAAAAAUCCUAAAUGAACUUCUGCUGGAUUUAAGCUCGGUUGACGUGUUUGGCUCUUUUGGCCGAUGUUGGAAAGAGUAAAUUGCAGUUUUGCGGCGCCUCUGUUCUUCCCGCCGCGUGUACCGCGCUGACUCUGUGCUUACAAAUGGCUUUUCAUUGUUAGCUUAGCUUUAGCCAUGCUCUCUGCCUCGCACUCUGUGCUGCGGUUUGCUCGCGACGGGGACCACGGCUACUUUUUACAGUAUUGACGUCUUUGUGCUUUUUAAUUUGAGGUUUUUUUUGCGUUUAUUGGCGCCUUAAUUGUCUGUCACAUCCAGUGUAACAGCGGCAGUCUGCAGAAACUUUGUUUUAAAGCGUAAAAGUCGCUGUUAGCUGUGUUAGCAAGCAACCGGCUAACUUUGAGGAAACGUCUUUUUUUGUGUGUUGAUGGUUUUGGUGUUGCGUUGACUCUGGCGGUGCGUUAAACUUUAACUGGAGAACACCGCUUGUUUCUAACGUUUCACCACUUAUUCAAGAACCAGAGUUAUUAUUUUUUGUGGUAUAAUUUGUCUGCCACGAUGGCUUCCUCCUCUGGAAACGACGACGACCUGACCAUCCCCAGAGCUGCUAUCAACAAGAUGAUUAAAGAAACUUUGCCUAAUGUCCGGGUGGCUAACGACGCCAGGGAGCUGGUGGUGAACUGCUGCACGGAGUUCAUCCAUCUCAUAUCCUCAGAGGCCAAUGAAAUAUGCAACAAGUCCGACAAAAAGACCAUAUCCCCGGAACAUGUCAUCAACGCUCUCGAGAGCCUUGGUUUCGCAUCGUACAUCACGGAGGUGAAAGACGUCCUGCAGGAGUGUAAAACUGUCGCUCUGAAGAGGAGGAAGGCCAGCUCUCGACUGGAGAACCUGGGUAUCCCAGAAGAAGAGCUCCUAAGACAACAACAGGAAUUGUUUGCCAAGGCGCGGCAGCAGCAGGCGGAGCUCGCCCAGCAGGAGUGGCUACAGAUGCAGCAGGCCGCCCAACAGGCACAGAUGGCAGCGGCAUCUGCCAGCGCCGCCCAGCAGGCCGGCUCCUCUCAGGACGAAGACGAAGAGGACGACAUGUGAUCCCAGGACGCCGUUCAGCUUGUCCGAAUCCCUUCGCGGGACAGCGUUGGCACACGAAUCUCUCAGCGCUGUCACCGGCAGAGACAUGAGGCGUGUUUGACCUGCUGGUAAACAUCAGUGUAACGUGGAUAAAUGCACAUCGGAGUGGACACUGACGAGAGAGACGAAGCGGGAUUUCAAAAGAGCCGCCAGUACCUGAAAAAGAUUUGGAUUGAGAGGCUGUUCAUGAAGUUUUUGAUCAUCUUUUCCCCCUUUUUCCCCCCCAGUUGCUUCUGUUUAAUUUCGUCUUGAUAUUCUUUUGUGAGUAAUUUGUAGAUUUGUCGUGGACACUGACGGCAGGCAUUGCCGGGGAUUUGUCAGUGAAUUUUGGUGAAAAUGCAGCAAGUGUCGGCUCCUUCAGGUACUGCACCAGAGCGCUUCCUUCUGUUAUCCGUUGAACUAGAUCACUGUUUGGUGGUUUAGGAGAGCUGCCCCAGGAUGAUCUCGGAGCAGCUGAUUUCUCCUUUCUUGUGGUUUAAUGGUCACUUUUACAAAAAAACAAAAAAACGGGGUUUCUCUACCCUCUCUUGCUAUAUUUGUUCAACAGAGGAUCAUUCGAGGGGUCAUGAAUAAAGGAAUUUUUUUGUUAACUAGAGAAAUAAGUGGACAUUUUGGUUAAUUUUAGGUCAUUCGGAUAUUUUCUGUUGCAUUUCCUUUAUACUUUAAACCACCCACAGUAUUGCUAAAUAGCUACACCUUUCAGAAACGGUAUAUUUUUGUCUCCUAGAACCAAAGAUAGAGGACAGACUAACAGCCCAGAGUUGGUGUUUUUUAAAGGUGUAGGUGCUAACUGUGACUCUCGUCGCUGACUCCAGGUCAGUGCAAACAAUGUUGAGGACUAUUAACCUUUGACUUUGUAAGAUGCUUUGAUAUCCAGGCUGAAUUUGUUAUUUCCCCUCUCGGGUGCAGUAUCGAACAUUUGCAUUGUGACUGUGGUCAAUCCUCAGUGUAAAGACAAGUAACCUAGUCGUGACACACAUUCACCCGCCUAUGCUACAAAGCUGUAUUCUUUAAGCAAUAAAGAAAACAUCUUUUAUAGACAAA